AUUAAAGGCUUGUAAGUAAGCAUUUCACGGUAAGGUCUACAGUUGUUGUAUUCGGCGCAUGUGACAAAUCAAGUUUGAUUUGAUUUGAUUUGAUGACUCUUGGGUAAAAGCGGAACUGUGUGCCUCAGCAAAAAGUCGUCCCCCAGAUGUAUGCCUAGUUUUCUUCUUAUAAGGCCAGCACAUUUCACCUUCUCGUAUCUCAUAUUACGUCUAUAUCAUGAUUCACUGGUAUUUGGAACAAAAUCCCCUAUUGCUGUGAACAAGCAGUUGCAUGUCAAAACAAUGACAAAGAUAAAGCGGUGUAGGAAGAGGACAUUGAAAUGAAGGUUGAUUGCAAAACUUCCUGAAUUACCUCAGAGAUCUUGCUGACUGUGAUGUCACACUGGCUCUGGCCAGUCCUCAGAGGAAGUCAUUCUCAAAGUCAAUCUAAAUAAGUUCCUCUUGAAACCAACAGAAACGCCUGAACAGUGGAGACACACAAGAGAGGAGAUAAAAUAUGUUGAGGGGAGCAUAGACUGCCUUUCAAACCCAAUUGUUGUCACACUGACCCCAAAUGCAUGCCUCAACUGAUAUUCCCCUGAGAUGCUUUGAAAAGAGGAAGAGGUGGAUUUUGUGAAAAAACGGCAACAUCUAAAGUUUCCUGGAAACUAAAUCAUACUCAAUCAAAGAUGGCUGAAAUGGCUACAGUUGCACACAAUAACUCUACUGGCAGAGAGAACAAGUGCCUAUCCACUCAGGAUCUGGUGGCCGACAUAUUGCCUCCUGUCCUGAUUAUAGAGCUCCUACUGGGCCUGCCAGGCAACGUAGUGGCCCUGUGGAUCUUCACUUGCCGUCUGAAGAUCUGGAGGGUCAACACUCUGUUCCUCUUCAACCUGGUCCUGGCUGACUUCAUGCUGCUCAUCUGCCUGCCCUUCCGCAUUGACAACCUGCUCCGUGGGGAAUACUGGGUGUUUGGCGACGCCUGGUGCCGGAUCAACCUCUUCAUGCUGGCUGUCAACCGUUCGGCAAGCAUUGCCUUCAUGACUAGCGUGGCCUUCGACCGCUACUUCAAGGUGGUCCAUCCGCACCACCGCAUCAACCACAUGACGUCUACCCAGGCGGGAAUGGUGGCAGGGGGCAUCUGGGCGGUAGUGAUCUCCCUGCGGGUCCCCCUGCUGGCCACCAACCUCCUAAGUGAACAUGCCAACAGCUCCCUGUGCCGCAGCUUCAGCACCUACAGCGUGAUUCCCCCGGCGAUCCUGCUGCACUACAUGGUGUUCAUCGGGGAGUUCUUCCUGCCCCUGCUGCUCCUGCUGUUCUGCUCAGCCAGGAUCGCCUGCAUCCUGCGCCAACGGCAGCUGGACAAAGAGAAGAAGGUGCGGCGGGCCAUCCGGGUGGUGGGGCUAAUUGUGGCUGUGUUUGUGCUGUGUUUCUUUCCUGGCAUCGCCACAGGCCUGGUUUCGCUCUAUAUCAAGAAGUUCAGACCUUGGGACUGUGAAUCCUACAAAAUGGCAGGCCAGCUUUUCAGCCUGUCCAUUGGCUUCACCUACCUUAACAGCGCCCUGGACCCGGUCAUCUACUGCUUAUCCAGCUCCAUGUUCCAGAACUCCCUCAAGAGCUCCAUCAAUAAGAUGGGCCUGGUGGAGUUGAGGCUGAGCCGACGGGGAAGCAUGGCCAGCGAUGGGUGAGGGAGGCAACUCUGACCCUUUCCUCCAGAGACAGGCCCCACCUUCUAGAAGGUCCUAAUAAGGAGAACAGACUCAUGGCAGUGAAUUGAAUGGAGACUAGACAGUGGAAUUUUACAGCUGUAAUUAACAAUCCAUAUGUUAUAUUCAGAAACAUUUCGUAGCUAUGUGGGAUACGUACUUGAAAUGGCUGAAUACCAGUUAGUGUGAAACAAAGAUAGGAAAAAGAAUGCAAUCAUUCCAUCUGAAUUUGACAUUAUUUUCACAACCAUGUGAUGUGUUGUAGAAUGACAUUAUGUUUUUGUCUUGAUUUACUAAUAUGUCUGUCAAACACACCAUCAUUUUUACAGUUCAUACAGCAAGAUGUUUAAUCAAGUGUAUGUGUUACUCAGUUCUUUAUAAAAUAUAUAUUUGUAUGUGAUGUUUGUGCUUAGAGUAUACUGUACACUGUGUACAAAACAUGUUCUUUCCAUUACAUAGACUUACCAGGUGAAUCAAGGUGAAAGCUAUGAUCCCUGAAUUUCAAUCAGUGUAAAUGAAGGGGAGGAGACAGGAUUUGUACGUCUUGAGACAAUUGAGACAGGAUUGUUAAGCCUUGAGACAAUUGAGACAUGGAUUGGGUAUGUGUGCCAUUCAGAGGGUAAAUGGGCAAGACAAUAGAUUGAAGUGCCUUUGAAUGGGGUAUGGUGUUAGGUGCUAGGCGCACUGGUUUGAGUGUGUCAAGAACUGCAACGCUGCUGGGUUUUUCACGCUCAACAGUUUCCCCGUGUGUAUCAAGAAUUGUCCACCACCCAAAGGACAUCUAGUCAACUUGACACAGCUGAGGGAAGUAUUGGAGUCAACAUGGGCCAGCAUCCCUGUGGAACGCUUUCAACACCUUGUAGAGUCCAUGCUCCAAGUUGAGGCUGUUCUGAGGGCAAAAGGGAUACAACGCAAUAUUAGGAAGGUGUUCCUAAUGUUUUGUACACUGAGUGUAUAUUUUUCAAUCUAGAUAUUUUGUUCAUUUGUGAUGAAUGAAAUGACAAUAAAGAUUAUCCUGAAUGUUAUGUAAAAUACAUAUGAAGCCACAGAUGAAGCCUGUCAAAGCCGCAGAAGCCACAGAUGAAGGGGAACUCUUGAUUGCUGCUGGGGGAGAGAGACUCUUCUCUUCAAAGACUCACAUUAUCCACACAAAAGUGCUACAUGUCAUCCUUUGUUGCACAGCACCUGGUAGCAGCAAGGGAACUCAAUCAAUGGCUGUAGGUGUAAUUACCGCUGAGCUACCACUGCUGUGCCAACAUGUGACUCUGACAUGUGGCUUACUGGGACGAUACACGGCAGUGCAAACAGAGGUAUUAAAUGUAUUUCUCUCAAGUUUUAUUACUCACAGAUGAUUUUUUUUUUGCUCAAAUAUCUCCAAAGCUAAUAUACAGGGGAUUUGGGAGGCUGUCGUCUAACUCUUUAAUAAGAGAACAAAUACAAUCCACUGUGAUCAUGCACACUGUCUGUGUGUCUUUAAUAGACACAAAAACCAAAGGCUUGGAUUUUAAUGCAGUGGUUAUAAACCGUUUCCUUUCCGGGGACCACCAGAUCACCA
Molecule: messenger RNA, 3240 nt
Organism: Oncorhynchus mykiss (rainbow trout)
Lineage: Eukaryota; Metazoa; Chordata; Actinopteri; Salmoniformes; Salmonidae
Product: hydroxycarboxylic acid receptor 2
Biological process (GO): G protein-coupled receptor signaling pathway
Cellular component (GO): plasma membrane
Molecular function (GO): G protein-coupled receptor activity
Source: RefSeq, a predicted model, not a curated record